Pipistrellus kuhlii (Kuhl's pipistrelle) is the source of this 735-nucleotide messenger RNA. Its product is annotated as jun dimerization protein 2-like. The record is from RefSeq and is a predicted model, not a curated record. Gene Ontology annotation, molecular function: DNA-binding transcription factor activity, RNA polymerase II-specific; RNA polymerase II cis-regulatory region sequence-specific DNA binding. Lineage: Eukaryota; Metazoa; Chordata; Mammalia; Chiroptera; Vespertilionidae. Gene Ontology annotation, cellular component: nucleus. Gene Ontology annotation, biological process: regulation of transcription by RNA polymerase II.
CCAUGGCAGCUCCUGAACGGGCAUGGUGCCUGCAGCAUGGCCCAGGCCCCAGGGUUGCAGCUUCUGCCCGUAGCUUCUGCAGGGUGGACUGCCACUCCUCCUGCUAUGAUGCCUGGGCAGAUCCUGGACCCUUCCGUGACUGCGGACUCUCUGUCAGGGCUCGGCCCCCUGACUGCAGAGGAGCUGAAAUACGCUGACAUCCACAACAUUGGGGCCAUGAUUGCCCCUGUGCACUUCCUGGAGGUGAAACUGGGCAAGAGGCCUCAAUCUGUGAAAAGUGAGCUAGAUAAGGAAGAGGAGCGGAGGAAAAGGUGCUGGGAAAAGAACAAAGUGAUGGCAGCCCGAUGCCAGAACAAGAAGAAGGAGCGGAAGGAGUUUCUGCAGCAGGAAUUUCAGUGGCUGGAGCUCAUGAAUGCAGAGCUGAAAACUCAGGUGGAGGAGCUGAGGCAGGAGAGGAAGAAGCUCAUCCUGAUGCUCAAUCAGCAUCAUCCUACCUGCAUCACCAGGACCGACAGCAUUAAGACCCCCCACUCAGAAGCCAACCCACUGCUGGAGCAGCCUGAGAAGAAGAGACCUGGGAUGGAGAAGGACACAGUGCCAGGCCCUGCUGUACCCACCUACCAUGGCCCAGCUCAGUCCUGCCUGGAGUGGCAGUCAGAGCCCACCGUCACCAGUCCUACUGCAGUUGCUGUGGGCACGAGGCAUGGGUACCCUUCCAAAUCACAUUCUCACUGA